This is a messenger RNA of Saccostrea cuccullata (small rock oyster), 866 nucleotides long. RefSeq lists its product as uncharacterized. NCBI's taxonomy places the organism in Eukaryota, Metazoa, Mollusca, Bivalvia, Ostreida, Ostreidae. The transcript is spliced from 5 exons. The record is from RefSeq and is a predicted model, not a curated record. The coding region runs from base 1 to 834 and encodes 277 amino acids.
AUGACAGAGUCCCUGCACCUAUUUCUUAAACCAAGUUCCUAUUGCAAUGAGCACUCGGGUAGCGAGUUUAAAGACGCUGGUUCUAUCUGUACGGUCAUGUAUUGUCGUGAUCCCAUCAGCGGAAAUGUGCAACACACCGCCGCCAGGGGAAAUUCCUGUGCCAAUAAAAAAGAGAAUUGUCUUCUAGGAGAUCAACCUAGCAUCGCCUUUAUCAACAAAACAUGUGACGAGUUGAUAAAUGAACUGCCCCAGUACUGCUACAAGGAUAAGGUCCGGGCCCGCUGUUGUUCCUCUUGUGCCAAACAUUUCUCUUGGAUUGCUGGUUGUGAGUACGGAGACAGAGUAUUAGGUUGUAAAGAUUUCCACUGUAACAUGGUGGAGGAUCCAAAGGUUCUCACAGACUGCUGUAAAACCUGCUCCUAUGGAACUCUUAUUCCUACAACACCCGCCCCUGACUUUUCUGUGCAUCCUUUUCCAACAGAAAAGCCCUCGGAUCAUCGACCUCGUACAUGUACUGAUUUCGCGGAAAUUAACGGGAAAAGUUGUCCAAGUUUUAUUUCAGAGAGAGGUCGAUAUUCGUGUUAUGAUAACAGGAUAGCUGCUUAUUGUUGUGCUACAUGUAGGGCAAUGCUUAGUUUCCGCAGUCCAGACUGUCCCUAUGGUGAUAGACUGCCGGGAUUUUGUUCACAACAAGUGAACGUGACAGACCGGUGGUGUAAUAACUUCCGGCCUCAUUGUUGUGACACGUGUUCAGUUAGCUCCGCCCACAAUGUGUUCAGACUAAGUCUACCCUCCGUGUUCAUAGCUGUGAUUUUGUUCUUGUUCAGCCUCUGACCUACAUGAAAGAAGGUUGAAAUUAUUAUCUG